ACGAACGGCUUUUUGCCGAGAUUUUCCAAGAAGUUGUGUGAAAACAAUGCUUAUCAAAGAAGUGUGUGAAAAUUUCGACUAUUAUUGUAAAAAGGAAAACUUCACCGAAGAAGAUUUAAAGUUUCCUUAUGACUUCUGGCACGAGUAUAAUCGGUCAAUAAUUGAUGAAUACGGUAUUAGAGAAGAAGAUAUUUUACCUUUUCUUUCAGAUAAUCAUAGUACAUUACGAACAAUUCAAUUGGAUGAUUUAUUAAGACAGAGGAACUGUUAUUCUAUUCAGCCUGAAGUUUAUAUGGAGCGGUAUAAGAUGCACGAUAUUAUUGAUAAUGAUACAAAAGCAAUUGGUUCACUUUUUAUAAGAUUUAACCCCGAGGAAACGACUUAUCCAGGUAAGCCAAUUAGUGUCGUAGCAUCAUUUCAUUCUAAAGAUGACAUCGUCAAUCCAUUUAUAAGUGGAAUUACUAUGACUCCAGGAAACGCAUACAUCGUCCAGUUAACACCCAUUGUAAAAACUCUUUUACCUUCUCCAUUCAGCACAAACUGCGAAAACUACUUCGAUUCGCAAAACAAUUCAUUUUCAUUCCCUCGCUAUCGUUGUCUGGCGGAAUGUAAAAAAGAACUCUCGCUGAAAAAAUGUGGGUGCAUAUUAUCUGAUUAUCCUUUUGUUACUGAUGAAGUUUGUGAUAGUUUGGAAUUUCUGAAUUUUCCUUGUUCAAUAAACAUGAAAUUCUGCACGGAUAAAUGUCCAAAAAGUUGCGAGUUUACAGUGUUUGAAUACAGUGUGAGAGAAAAAACAUUCGAUUCUAAAAUGUUUAACGAGAAGGUACUGAAAAGCAGAGAUGAGUAUGCCAGAAUACAUUUAAUAUUUAAAACUCGAGAAUUAUAUACAUACAGUUUAAAACCCAAGUUUCAGCCCAUCGAACUGUUUGGCUACGUCGGAGGAUAUAUUGGGAUUUGGCUGGGAAUAUCUCUGAUCGCAGUUUGCGAUUUCCUAGAAGCCAUCUUUAUUUAUUUCUAUCAUAUUAUUACCAGAAGAAUUCCUAAUAUAAAACUCUUUUCGCUCUGAUGGCACUAACUUGGCACUAAGAUGCAGACUCCCUCACCGCCUCUGUUAUCUGGAGAAAGUUAUACGGUUACUUAACUACUUAAAUAUUUAAACUUCUAUAUUUGUUGAAGUAAUGCUACAAUUAAUUUCCAUCAGGCAUCAUACAAACAACGAAAAAGUAAUAUUUAUAGGCUGGAAUUCUAUAACAACUCUGCUCGAAAUUAUUCAUAUUUAACCUAGAAAAGUUGAGAGGCAAAUAUGAUAGAAUAUAUUAAAAAUCCAAGCAGUAAAGAU
Messenger RNA from Centruroides sculpturatus (bark scorpion), 1339 nucleotides. RefSeq names its product degenerin mec-10-like. Gene Ontology annotation, cellular component: membrane. NCBI's taxonomy places the organism in Eukaryota, Metazoa, Arthropoda, Arachnida, Scorpiones, Buthidae. The record is from RefSeq and is a predicted model, not a curated record. Gene Ontology annotation, biological process: sodium ion transport. Bases 47 to 1066 code for a protein of 339 amino acids. The transcript has 14 exons. Gene Ontology annotation, molecular function: sodium channel activity.